AUGGCGGCUGGCGGCACGGCGGAGCGCGGCGGGCUGGAGGCGGCGCUGCGCGGCCGCCUGCGCGGGCUGCGGGAGCGCUGGGCGUGGGGCAGCCGGGAGCGGGGCGCGGCGGCCGCCGAGCCGGGCUCCGCAGACGGCGCCGAGGAGGCGGCGGAGGAAGUGAGCGCCCUGCAGGCGCUGCCGAUCGACGUGCAACUGUACAUCAUGUCCUUCCUCUCACCCCAAGACCUGUGCCGCUUAGGGUGCACGAGUUGUUACUGGAGGGUGGCUGUGCAGGACCCCCUGCUGUGGAGGAAUUUUCUCCUGCGGGAUCUCCCGAUUUGGACAUCUGUUGAUUGGAAAUCUCUCCCAGCCGCAGAAAUUUUUAAUAACGCCUUUUCACAAGUCAGCGAUGAAGCCCUGUAUGACUAUAUGGCAGCAUAUAAAAAAAGCUGUCCCCAGACCAGAAGAAGUUUGAAAUCAAGCCGCCCUCGGUAUGGUGCUGUCACUUCCUUUUUGCAAUCACUGGUCACUCAGUCAGAACCUCGCUUUGCUAUGUUUGGGCCGGGUUUGGAAGAGCUGGAUGACUCGUUAGUACGAAAGAUGAUGACAUGCCCAGAAAUCCUGCUAGUGGCUGGCUUACCUCAAAGACGAAUUCAUGGAAUUGGAUCAGGAGUCAGUUUUCAGAUGAAUAAUAAUCAAAAAUUCAACAUUGUGACGUUGUACUCAACCACGAGUGUGGAAAGAAAGAGAGCGAGAGAAGAGCAAGCUGCUGUUGUGAAUAAGAUGUUCUACCAAGAGAACAGCAUUGUAGGGAAUCAGCAAGCUGUGCAGUACAAUGUAAUAGCUCAAGUUAAAAAGGUGUGCGAAGUAGUUGAUGGAUUCAUUUAUGUUGCUAAUGCAGAAGCUCAUAAAAAGCAUGAUCGUGAGGAGGAACUGGCUCAUAUUUUGGCUAUGAUUGAUCCAGCCCUUGGACCUCCUAACAGACCUCUGCUAGUUCUGUCUUGUGUCUCUCAUUUUGGUGUAGAAAGGAUUCCUUGUGUUUAUAUGGCACAUCAGCUGCAACUAAACCUGCUACCUCGACCCUGGAUGGUGCAGGACACUGUAGCUGCAACUUUAAGCGGAUUGCUAAGUGGAAUUGAAUGGCUCUUGGAGGAAGCGGAUUGUAAAAAUGCACAAUAGUUGAACUUUGUUUUACUGUAUAGAGACUUCUGUGUUUUAGAAUUCACAUGAAAUGGGAAUCUCAUCCUGACUCAGAAAUAUCAGAAAGGAGAUUUAAAAGAAAAUCUAGCAUAUAUUUCAGUGUACAUAAAUAAUUAACAUUGUUAAUUAGAAGAACAAGUAAGGUUUUGUGGGUUCCUGCAGCUGAUGAAGAAUUGAUGAAGAAUUGACUUCUUAAAGGUAUCUCGGUUGGUGUGUGUGUGUGUGUGUGUGUGUGUGUGUGUGUGUGUGUGUGUUAGUUUCUUCUUUUAAUCUGUGGCCUUCAGUGUGCAGUCUUUCCUAAGAAUAUCUGAUAAUCUAAUCUUUUCUGUAAAAAUACCAAACACUAGGUUAAUUUAUCAGUGUAGUUGCAUUGCACACGUCACACAUUUAGUGAUUUUAUUUAGUUAAUAUAAAUUCAGAGAGAGCUCAGCAGUGACAGUUGUCUGACCAAAGAAAAUACACUACAUUGUAUCUUGCUCUUGGCUCAUCUUUUGUAGGUUAACAGAUAAAUAGUAUAUUUUUCAGAAUAAUACAUUUCUCUCCUUUUUUUUCCUUCCCUUGAAGCAACUCUGGGAUAAGAAAUAGUGCUUGGGGGAGAAUUAUCAGAAUUUGUGGAAAUGGACAGGCAAAAUCCCUUGUGUCAAUCACAUGUGUCUUGUCUGUCAUCUUAUUUGUCAACCACCACAAAACACUAAGCAUCUUCAACUUUCUGCUGCAGAUAAAUUAGUGUAAACUGACAUACAUGUUGCCAUGAAUGAAUAUUAAAUGGAAUGAUUAAUCUUUGUGCUCAAGGACCAGUGCUCAAGGACCUGUCAAUUACUAAAAUAUUUGUUGCCAUUUGCAGAUGUGAAAUAUUUGACUUGAAAUUUUCUACACAGUUCCAAAUAUUUUUGUAAAGAGGGAAACAGCACUUCAGAUCUGGAAUGGUGUUUUUUUUGUAUUGUUGUCUUUUGAGAUAGUUCUGCUCCUGGUCUUCCACCUUUUAAACAAUUUUUAAUUGUUAAAUGAAUGUUCAGAGACUUCCUUUAGCUUUUUUUUUUUUUGCCUAUGACUGUAUUUGUUCUGUUUUGUUUGUAGUUUAUUUUCUUUACCUUUCUCCAUAGAAAUGCAGUCAUCUUGAAAAACUUUUUCUUAGUGCCUAGAUAGAUAAAUGGCUACAUGGUGUAAGUACAGCUAUAAAUACCUUUAUCUGGUAUGUGUUUGUGCUUAACACAGCUAUUUCAGGAACAUUCCAUUUAGGAAUUCUCUCUCUCUCUCUCUCUCUCUUAAUGAAGUAGUAUAGAGAUGGGGAAUGUUGUCUUAUUUUUCUUGCAUAUUUAUCCUGUAUUAACUCAAUUUUCUGGACUUUUUCCCUGACUUUGUAUCAGGGCAUGUUUGGAAUGAAAAUGCACGGGAAGCCAUACUAUGCUAAUUCUGCAACUAACUCUGCUUUGAUAGAGUAUAUGUACUUUGUCCUCAGAAGUAGGAUGCAAAACAUGAAUAACUGGAGAAAAAUUUCCACACAUUGAGUGCAUGAGAACUUCCCUAAAUUCUGUAGUGAUCUGUCUACUUGAAUGCAGCAUCCUGAUUCUGUGUUAGAUAUUACAAAUGUUUGUUUCUGUCAGAUUUACUUCUACUUUCUAAAGAAUAAAUUAUUUUUUUAAAAAUGGCAUUUCUAUUCUUCUUUCC
This is a messenger RNA of Phasianus colchicus (ring-necked pheasant), 2850 nucleotides long. It is a transcript of the gene FBXO4, whose product is annotated as F-box protein 4. Gene Ontology annotation, molecular function: protein binding. The record is from RefSeq and is a predicted model, not a curated record. Gene Ontology annotation, biological process: protein polyubiquitination; SCF-dependent proteasomal ubiquitin-dependent protein catabolic process. Gene Ontology annotation, cellular component: SCF ubiquitin ligase complex. NCBI's taxonomy places the organism in Eukaryota, Metazoa, Chordata, Aves, Galliformes, Phasianidae.